Ilex paraguariensis (yerba mate) is the source of this 305-nucleotide messenger RNA. The record is from the annotation of a GenBank genome assembly. NCBI's taxonomy places the organism in Eukaryota, Viridiplantae, Streptophyta, Magnoliopsida, Aquifoliales, Aquifoliaceae.
AUGUCUUACAGUAAAUACUCAGAGGAAGAACCAACUAGUUGUUGCUCAAAAGCUUCAGCUGAGUUGAAGCUCUACCAAGCUUUCAUCUUUUCAGUACCAAUCUUCUUUACUUUCAUCCUUCUCUUAUUGUUUUAUUUGUUCUAUCUUCGCCGUCGAAGUGUUGAUUGGUCGUCACUGCGAAUGAGGAUCUCCUUGCAGACCCCGAAUGAGAUCUCCACACGGUGUGAAUUGGGCCUGAAGAAAGAACUCAGAGAGAUGCUACCCAUUAUUGUUUUCAAGGAGAGCUUUUCUGUCAGAGAUACGCA